Molecule: messenger RNA, 1263 nt
Organism: Drepanopeziza brunnea f. sp. 'multigermtubi' MB_m1
Lineage: Eukaryota; Fungi; Ascomycota; Leotiomycetes; Helotiales; Drepanopezizaceae
Source: RefSeq, a predicted model, not a curated record
AUGGCCAACUCAGUGGCCACCUUUGCUUCGAGAGGUGCUGUCGUCAGCAUUGUUUUCGUUGCAGUUCUCUACCAAUUUCUUUUCAAACACUUCAUUUAUCAAACCCUCGGUUAUGGACGUGAGGUCCAGUCAAUCGAUGAAUUCCCCGAUUUGAAGUGCGAGAAUGUCGACGAGCUAGGACUUGAGGGGUGCGAGGACAUGUGGCUGCACGAGAAGACUGGACAUCUUUACAUGGCAUGUUCAGACUCUCAGAGUCGUACUCAAUGGCUUCCUGCGGUCCAUCAUCUCAAUGCCUCCGGGCGCGGCUUGACAGACCGUAUCGCCGUCCUCGACACCCGGGGCUCAGGCCGUCUUGCCUCACGUAUCAAGUGGCUCGCCAUCGAGGACUUCUCUGGUAUCAAUGGUGAUGGAACUUUGAACCUACACGGUCUCAAUAUUCGCGCAGACGAAAACACGGACACCCUCCACAUCCUGCUCAACAAUCACCGCCCCCCGCUCGAUCCAGUCACUGGAGCUUUUCUUGAUGCUUCAAAAUUUGGUGCCAAUUCUACCAUCGAACAAUUCCAGACGAAAGUUGGAAGUGACAAGAUGCGUCACGUGCAGACAUAUACCGACCCGCUCAUCCAGACCCCCAAUCGAGUCGCUUGGGUGAGCGAAGAUACCUUUGUCUUUACGAAUUCACAUAGUGCUAAGGUUGGAUUUCGUCAAUCACUAGACGUGAUCAUUGGAGGAGGAGCAGUAAUUUACUGCCAUCGCAACCGCUGCCACAAUGCUUCUCCGGACUCUAAAUUAAAGUUACCAAAUGGUCUCGUCAGAGGGCGAGAUGGUCUCAUCUACGUACCAAGCUCAAUAGACGGUACAGUCGCCGUCUUCGAACUCACCGCAGACCAUCUCCUAGAAAAAAUCAGAACCAUCGAAACAGGCUUCCCACUCGACAACCUGUCAGUUGAUAAAAACGGCGAUCUCUUCGCCGCAGCCUUUCCACGUCUACACAUCUGGUUAGAAUCCUCUGCUACACCCUUCGACAUUAAAGUUCCCAGCACGGUGUUGAAGAUCAAGAGAGCUGGAAAAGGGGACCAGGGUGCAGGCAGCAAAGGCCAUCCGGGUCACGAUGCGCAGUACACCGUUGAUAAGCUACUGGAGGAUGACGGAACAGUGUUAUCUGGGUUGACAAUCGCGGUCCAUGAUACCCAGACUGGGAGGCUUUUUAUGGGAGGUGUCAUGUCGCCUUUCAUUACCAUUUGUGAGCCUCGCGGGAAGUAG